CACUAGUUUGUCUUGAAGUUCUGCCGCGAAGUUCCUUCCAACGACUAUCACCCUAAAAAAACAAACAAAUCACACAAGCUAUAUGGCCUCUCAUUUGGUUGCUGUUUUAUGACCAUUUUGUGUUUGUGUCGAGGGCCAAAUUAAGCUAUAUCUUAUUUUCAGAUUAGUCGAUUCAACACAAAAAUGUCAGAGAGCGAGGACGAAACACGUCUGCAACUGAAGGCGGCCUUACAUUACACGGUUGGUCAAAUGUGUCACAAAGUGGGCGAGGAGCACCAUAGAGCUUUUAGCCGACAAGUGGUCGCAGCCAUAACCGAGACAGCCUUCAGACAAUGUGAUAUAUUUGCUAAAGACUUGGAAGCGUUUGCAAAACAUGCAAAAAGAUGCACUGUGUCAGCAGAAGAUGUAAAACUUUUGGCCCGUCGCAGUACUGCAUUGUCACUGCACAUACAGAGGAAAAGCGAAGAAGUGGAAAAGGAGCAGAAGUCUUUGAAAAAGAAGAGGAAGAACAAAGACACUCAGAGCAGAGAAUAAGGCACAGACGGGUCCUUACUCCCCACUCUUGCCACAAAUAUUCUAAUAAACGUCAAAAAUUCACUUCA
This is a messenger RNA of Hippocampus comes (tiger tail seahorse), 602 nucleotides long. RefSeq names its product centromere protein S (gene cenps). The transcript has 5 exons. Bases 184 to 534 code for a protein of 116 amino acids. The record is from RefSeq and is a predicted model, not a curated record. Gene Ontology annotation, molecular function: protein heterodimerization activity; chromatin binding. Gene Ontology annotation, cellular component: FANCM-MHF complex. NCBI's taxonomy places the organism in Eukaryota, Metazoa, Chordata, Actinopteri, Syngnathiformes, Syngnathidae. Gene Ontology annotation, biological process: resolution of meiotic recombination intermediates; replication fork processing.